This is a messenger RNA of Pseudogymnoascus destructans, 3348 nucleotides long. RefSeq lists its product as uncharacterized. The coding region runs from base 1 to 3348 and encodes 1115 amino acids. The record is from RefSeq and is a predicted model, not a curated record. Lineage: Eukaryota; Fungi; Ascomycota; Leotiomycetes; Thelebolales; Thelebolaceae. Gene Ontology annotation, molecular function: protein binding. The transcript has 5 exons.
AUGGCAGAAGUUCUCGGACUUGCCUCAAGCGUUAUCACAGUUAUCGAUUUAUCCGCAAAGGUUGCUUCAUGGUGCUCUGAGUACUACGCCAAUGUUAAGAAUGCCCGAGACGACAUUGAACGCCUUCAACGGGAGACCCAAGGGUUGAAAGCAACGCUUGAGAGGGUCCAGUCACUGUGGGACGGUCCAAAUGGUGUGAAACUCCAGGAAUCCCAGAGCUUGAGUGGGGCAGUCAAGGACUGCAAAAAGCAGCUCGACCAGCUAGAGACAAAACUUGAGCCUCGUACAACAAAUAAAUUGAUGAGUCGUUAUGGGAUGCGCGCCUUAAGAUGGCCACUCAAGAGCAAGGAGGUGGAUGGAAUUAUGAAGAAACUCGGAAAUUGCAAGCACAACAUAUCUUUCAGUCUCCAAGUCGACCAAGAGGUACAAAUUCUUAACAUCCAUCAAAAAAUCGUUCUUGACAAACUGCGGUCCGCCAACAACGCCGAGUUCGACUCCCACGACGAAGAACACAAUGCUAGAUGUUACCAAGGCACUCGAGUGGAACUACUUCGACAAAUAGAUACCUGGGCUAGCAAUCGAGGCAGCGAACGUAUAUUCUGGCUGAACGGUAUGGCGGGCACUGGCAAAUCUACAAUCUCCCGCACAGUGGCCCAAACCUUCGCCGAAAAGGGAGACCUCGGCGCCAGCUUCUUCUUCAAGAGGGGUGAAGGCGACCGUGGCCACGCAGGAAUGUUUAUUACAACGAUUGCUACUCAGCUCAUCCAAAAACUCCCUUCCUUGGCGCCGCACGUCCAGAAUGCGAUCGAAGCCGACCCGGGAAUCUCUAAGAAGGCUUUGAAGCAACAAUUUGACACACUUGUCUUGCAACCGUUAGGCAAAAUACGAACCCAUCCUCAGAAGUCUUCAAGCAUAGUGAUUGUGAUCGAUGCCCUUGACGAGUGCGACCGAGAAGAGGACGUCAGAACUAUAAUUCGCCUAUUCUCACAAGUGAAGCACAUAACAUCUAUACAAAUCAAGUUCUUUUUGACAAGCAGGCCAGAGCUUCCGAUUCGCCUCGGCUUUGAGGAUAUAAGCGGCCACACAACUAUUCAAAGCUUGGUCGGAAUGGCUAUUCCGUUGUUCAUUUUUGCUACAACCGUCUGCCGGUUCAUCAAUGACCGAAAAUGCGGCCAACCAAAGGAUCAGCUUGCUAAGGUCCUAAAGUAUGAGACUAGAAGCCAAGCAUCUAAACUUGACGCAACGUAUCUCCCAGUCCUGGACCAGCUACUCGUCGGGGUUACUAUUUCAGAGAGAAGAGGUCUAGUAGAAGAAUUCCGGCAAGUCAUCGGCUCGAUCAUCAUUCUCGCUAGCCCUCUCUCCGCUACUUCUCUCGAUCGACUACUUGGAGUCCCUGAAGGUACUGUUGAUAGCAGAACAGAUUUCCUCCACUCCGUUCUAAGCGUCCCCUCUCGUCCUGAUCACCCUAUACGACUGCUCCAUUUGUCGUUCCGGGACUUUCUCGUUGAUACUGAGAAGCGCGAGACGAACCCCUUCUGGGUCGAUGAGAAAAAUGCCCAUAACAACUACUGCUCCAUAGCUGACUUGUCGCCCCUCCAACUCUACUCCUCUGCACUUACCUUCGCCCCAAAGAAAAGCAUUAUUCGAAAUACAUUCCAGAAUUAUAUCCCUGAUUGGAUCGUACAGGAGCCAAAUACAGAUCUGGAAUGGAAUGCCGUUUUGCAGACGCUCGAGGGGCACAGCAACGCGGUCAGCUCUAUCGCCUUCUCACACGACUCGAAGCUGCUGGCGUCAGCGUCGUAUGACAACACAGUCAAGGUGUGGGACGCGGCUACAGGCACGCUGCAGCAGACGCUCGAGGGGCACAGCAGCACGGUCAACUCUGUCGCCUUCUCACACGACUCGAAGCUGCUAGCGUCAGCGUCGUAUGACAAGACGGUCAAGGUCUGGGACGCGGCUACAGGCACGCUGCAGCAGACGAUCGAGGGGCACAGCAGCGCGGUCAGCUCCGUCGCCUUCUCACACGACUCGAAGCUGCUGGCGUCAGCGUCGCAUGACAAGACGGUCAAGGUCUGGGACGCGGCUACAGGCACGCUGCAGCGGACGCUCGAGGGGCACAGCGGCCCGGUCAGCUCUGUCGCCUUCUCACACGACUCGAAGCUGCUGGCGUCAGCGUCAGAUGACAAGAUGGUUAAGGUCUGGGACGCGGCUACAGGCACGCUGCAGCAGACGCUCGAGGGGCACAGCGGCGCGGUCAUCUCUGUCGCCUUCUCACACGACUCGAAGCUGCUGGCGUCAGCUUCGUAUGACAAGACGGUCAAGGUCUGGGACGCGGCUACAGGCACGCUGCAGCAGACGCUCGAGGGGCACAGCAGCGGGGUCAUCUCUGUCGCCUUCUCACACGACUCGAAGCUGCUGGCGUCAGCGUCGCAUAACAACGCGGUCAAGGUCUGGGACGCGGCUACAGGCACGCUGCAGCAGACGCUCGAGGGGCACAGCAGCGGGGUCAUCUCUGUCGCCUUCUCACACGACUCGAAGCUGCUGGCGUCAGCGUCGUAUGACAAGACGGUCAAGGUCUGGGACGCAGCUACAGGCACUCUACAGCAGACGCUCGAGGGGCACAGCGGCCCGGUCAGCUCUGUCGCCUUCUCACACGACUCGAAGCUGCUGGCGUCAGCGUCAGAUGACAAGAUGGUUAAGGUCUGGGACGCGGCUACAGGCACGCUGCAGCAGACGCUCGAGGGGCACAGCAGCGGGGUCAUCUCUGUCGCCUUCUCACACGACUCGAAGCUGCUGGCGUCAGCGUCGCAUGACAACACGGUCAAGGUCUGGGACGCGGCUACAGGCACGCUGCAGCAGACGCUCGAGGGGCACAGCAGCGCGGUCAGCUCUGUCGCCUUCUUACACGACUCGAAGCUGCUGGCGUCAGCGUCGUAUGACAACACGGUCAAGGUCUGGGACGCAGCUACAGGCACGCUACAGCAGACGCUCGAGGGGCACAGCGGCGCGGUCAUCUCUGUCGCCUUCUCACACGACUCGAAGCUGCUGGCGUCAGCGUCGUAUGACAAGACGGUCAAGGUCUGGGACGCGGCUACAGGCACGCUGCAGCAGACGCUCGAGGGGCACAGCAGCGGGGUCAUCUCUGUCGCCUUCUCACACGACUCGAAGCUGCUGGCGUCAGCGUCGUAUGACAACACGGUCAAGGUCUGGGACGCAGCUACAGGCACGCUGCAGCAGACGCUCGAAGUUAAUUGCUACAUCUCGACUCUAUCAUUUGAUAUUACUAACUCGAUCUUGAUCACAAACAUUGGUUGUCUUAAGGUGGCAAAAGUGACCGUAAAGGAUUAG